AGAUCUUCCUUCUCCCUGAGGCUUUUAUAGCUGAGUUGCACACACGUUAUAUCUCUCUAGCUAGCAGGAGAAGAACUUGCAGCUCUUUCAUUCCUUCCAGAAGCAGGAAAGAAAACACUUGGAAACAUGGCUGGGAAACCUAAGCUUCAUUACUUCAAAGCAAGAGGCCGAAUGGAAACCAUCAGGUGGCUAUUGGCUGCAGCAGGAGUAGAGUUUGAAGAGCAAUAUAUUCAGUCAAAGGCAGAUCUAGAAAAGUUAAGACAAGAUGGAUUCCUACUCUUCCAGCAAGUGCCCAUGGUGGAAAUUGAUGGGAUGAAGCUGGCGCAGACUCGAGCCAUUCUCAACUACAUUGCAGAAAAAUACAAUCUCGGUGGGAAGGACAUCAAGCAGAGAGCACUAAUUGAUAUGUAUUGUGAAGGCACUAUGGACCUGAAUGAAAUGAUCAUUCACCUGCCCUUCAAGCCAGCUGAUCAGAAGGAGAAGGAAACUACAGCAAUAAUUGAAAAAGCCACUGACAGAUAUUUCCCAGUCUAUGAAAAGGCUCUCAAAGACCAUGGACAGGAUUUUCUGGUGGGGAAUCAACUCAGCAGAGCAGAUAUCCAGUUGCUUGAAGCCAUUUUAUCUACAGAAGAGCUGAAGGCUGAUGUCCUCUCCAAGUUUCCUCUUUUAAAGGCUUUGAAAACAAGACUAAGCAACAUCCCUAACAUUAAGAAGUUUUUAGAACCCGGUAGUCCAAGAAAAUCACCCCCUGAUGAGAAAAUGAUUGCAGAAGCAAUAAAAGCUUUCCAAUGAUUUGUUUCACUGAAGAUUGUAGCUGGUCACCAUUGUAUGUUCAAGUAAAACACAAAAAUGAAGAUGGGGAAAUGAUUUCAAAUCAUCCCAAAGGUCUGGGUAAAUCCACUCAAUUACAUUUAGAAGCUAUAUUAAUAACAGAACCACAUGACUCACAUUGUACCAUUAGACUAACAUGAAAUAAAUAUCUUACAGUA
This is a messenger RNA of Anolis sagrei ordinatus, 989 nucleotides long. Its product is annotated as glutathione S-transferase-like. Lineage: Eukaryota; Metazoa; Chordata; Lepidosauria; Squamata; Anolidae. Gene Ontology annotation, biological process: glutathione metabolic process. The record is from RefSeq and is a predicted model, not a curated record. Gene Ontology annotation, molecular function: glutathione transferase activity.